This is a messenger RNA of Dendrobium catenatum, 1588 nucleotides long. Its product is annotated as dehydrogenase/reductase SDR family member FEY. The record is from RefSeq and is a predicted model, not a curated record. The transcript is spliced from 8 exons. NCBI's taxonomy places the organism in Eukaryota, Viridiplantae, Streptophyta, Magnoliopsida, Asparagales, Orchidaceae. Bases 232 to 1377 code for a protein of 381 amino acids.
GAUCCUUCGCAUGAGUGUAGCGUGUUGGAGGAGUUCUUCGUUGCGCUGUUCGACUUUCCUCCUUCGACGACGUUCCCUUCCUGUUGUUGGAUCGGAAGUUACGACAUUUGGCCGUUUGGCUGGAUUUAGCUCAAAUACGCUUCAAAUCCGGCCUAAAUCCUGCAAACAAGCAGCCCCUAGGAGUCCGGACGCAGAAUAAUUUCUCCUCGGCGAAGAGGGAGAAAGAGGACGAUGGCUAUAAGCUCAGGGUUAUUUUCCACUUCCGCCGCUGGCGACGCGGACGGUGUCAGAGAGAGCAGGAAGAAGGAGGAGCUGGAUUGGCCGGAGUGGGGAAGAGGUUGGCUGCACGUCGUCGGGGAGUUCUUCUUCCAGAGAAUCUCAGCUAGCCAUCUUGAGAAUCCCUUAACCCUUCCUCACCUCAACGGCUUUACUUGCAUUGUCACAGGCUCCACUAGCGGAAUCGGCCUAGAAAUUGCCAGGCAACUUGCUGAGGCAGGAGCCCAUGUUGUCAUGGCCGUCAGGAGAAUGAACUCAGCAUAUGAAUUGAUUCAGAAGUGGAAGAGUGAAAAGCAAGGAUUGUGCUUGCCGCUUAAUGUUGAGGUAAUGGAGCUUGAUCUUCUCUCACUGGAUUCUGUUAUGCAAUUUGCUAAAGCUUGGAAUGCUCGGCAAGAAGCAUUGCAUGCUUUGAUCAAUAAUGCUGGCAUUUUUACCUUGGGAGAGUCACAGCGCUUUUCAAAGGAUGGGUAUGAAGAACAUAUGCAAGUGAACCAUUUGGCUCCGGCAUUAUUGUCUAUGCUGCUUAUACCAUCGCUUCUCCUUGGUUCUCCAAGCAGAAUAAUUAACUUGAAUUCCAUUAUGCACUCCGUGGGUUUUGUCAAUCCAGAAGAUAUGAAUAUAACUUCAGGCAAGAGAAAAUAUACAAGCUUGGCAGGAUAUUCCAAUAGUAAGCUGGCACAGAUAAAAUUCAGUAGCAUCCUUCAAAAGAGAAUACCGGCUGAAGCUGGCAUCAAUGUAAUCUGUGUUUCUCCUGGAAUUGUCCACACUAAUGUUGCGAGGGAUCUUCCUAAAGUUUUGGUAGCAGGGUAUCAUUUGAUUCCCUACUUCAUUUUUGAUGCCCAGGAAGGUUCAAGAAGUGCCCUUUUCGCCGCAACUGAUCCUCAGGUUCCUGAUUAUUGCGCAAUGCUGAAAGCUGAUGAGUGGCCUGUUUGCGCCUACAUCUCGCAUGACUGUCGGCCGGCAAAUGCAUCGGAGGAAGCUCACAAUCUCGAAACCUCUCAGGCCGUGUGGGAGAAAUCUCUGAAAAUGAUCGGCCUCCCCGCCGAUGCACUGGAAAAUCUCAUCGAAGGUAAAAAUGUUGAGCAACAUUUUGGGAAUUAAUUUUACUUUAUAUCGUUGUAGGAUAAAAGCUUGAUGUUGUUGUUCUGUAUGUAGAAAAAUCAUACUUUUUCAGAUGCACCUCAUUUGUAUCUUUAUGAGUGUAUGGGCUGAUCUAAUAUGGAGGUACUUUGUUGAUGGUUGUGGCCUAAUGUGAAUACUCAAAAUUUAUUUAGUAUCUAUAAUACUUAACUAAAAAUAAUGAUUUAUUGGU